GAGUAAGCGGCCAUUACUGGCUAACCAACGAAACUCAAUUGCUACUAAAAUAAGUAAUUGAAUAGUCGGCUCUCCGCUCCAUCAAGUUUUCUUUUUCAUCGCAUCUAAGCCAAACCCAGAAACCCCUCCCCUCUCCUUCUACGCAGAGGAAUCAAAAUCAUGUUGUUCUUUUCGUAUUUCAAAGACUUGGUGGGAAGAGAAGUGACGGUGGAGCUGAAGAACGAUUUGGCUAUCAGAGGAACCCUUCAUUCCGUUGAUCAAUACCUCAAUAUCAAGCUCGAGAAUACUAGGGUUGUCGAUCAAGACAAGUAUCCUCACAUGCUUUCGGUAAGGAACUGUUUCAUCAGAGGCUCUGUUGUGAGAUAUGUUCAACUACCUCCAGACGGAGUCGACAUUGAAUUGCUUCAUGAUGCCACUAGAAGAGAAGCUCGUGGAGGCUGAAAAAGCAGCUUUUGUUGACAAAUUCAGUGUGCUUUUAAUGAUUUAGAUAUUUUGCUUCAAAGAUUGUGACAAGUUAUCGAGGAUUUAUUCCUUUUUGCAUUAAUGUAGACAAACUUGCUUGAUUUUUGUGUAUCGGCAAAUUUUAUUGGAUGAAAAAAAUGUUUCCUUACCAAA
Messenger RNA from Gossypium raimondii (Peruvian cotton), 615 nucleotides. RefSeq names its product sm-like protein LSM2. Gene Ontology annotation, biological process: mRNA splicing, via spliceosome. The transcript has 3 exons. Bases 160 to 441 code for a protein of 93 amino acids. Lineage: Eukaryota; Viridiplantae; Streptophyta; Magnoliopsida; Malvales; Malvaceae. Gene Ontology annotation, cellular component: Lsm1-7-Pat1 complex; U4/U6 x U5 tri-snRNP complex; U6 snRNP. The record is from RefSeq and is a predicted model, not a curated record. Gene Ontology annotation, molecular function: RNA binding.